Messenger RNA from Rhinichthys klamathensis goyatoka, 2361 nucleotides. RefSeq names its product NAD kinase 2, mitochondrial (gene nadk2). NCBI's taxonomy places the organism in Eukaryota, Metazoa, Chordata, Actinopteri, Cypriniformes, Leuciscidae. Gene Ontology annotation, molecular function: NAD+ kinase activity. The record is from RefSeq and is a predicted model, not a curated record. Gene Ontology annotation, cellular component: mitochondrion. Bases 702 to 2024 code for a protein of 440 amino acids. The transcript has 12 exons. Gene Ontology annotation, biological process: NADP+ biosynthetic process; NAD+ metabolic process.
CAGCGCUACGUGCUUUAAAGAUGGCGGCAUGUGUGAGUGUGGGAUCUGAUGUUUUUAUUAGCCUCAACUUUGUGAUUUGAAGUUCUGUAUUUAGGUAGACGGUAAAGGUCAGGUUUCUGUAGAUCGCUUAGACUCGCGCUCUCCGUCGUAGGGCAGAUAGACGGGGAGGUGAUCGGUCAGGCUUGAAGAGGUAGAGUUGGUGGACAGUUUGACACGCUAAAACUGACAGCUGUAACGUUAAUCAGCUAGCUGUUCACGUACACCUAGAAAGGGCAUCGUUCACGAAACCUUCAGCAAAUGUGACCUUCUGUGCGUCCAACACUGCGUAGCCAGUAGGCGACACCCAGCUAGUCAGAUCACAUUGGUAGGUUUAGAAAGUAAGAUUAGGUGCUUACUGCUUUGCCAUUGUAAUCAGGUGACCUGCGAGUCUCUGAAUGCUGCUGGUUACAUUAACUUGCAAACCUUACAACCCCAUAGAUAAAUCAGUUGUGUGUGUUUAGUGAAGUUUGUGUUGAUUUUAUUUAUUUUGCCAAGAACCUCCAGCAUUUUCAAGCUCAUAAAGCCCCUUUAAUGACUUGCUCUGGAAAAGUAGUUUUGACUGGUGGUCUGUCUAUUUGAACAGUGACAGCAAGAGCUGCAAAAUUCUACAUUAAAUAUUUUUUCCCCUGACCAUUUCUCCAAUACUAUUUUGCGGUAGUAGAAUGCUAUCCCGAGCUUUAAGGAAAACUCUUUCCUAUGGAAAUCCAAUAGUGGCGGGUUUCACUGGGAGCUACUGUAGUCGUCUGUGUUUUCAUCAGACCGCCGCGUGUAAAGUUGCUUCGCAAGCUGAAUGUGGCUUCAAACCUGCGAAGGUGGCGGUUGUGACUAAGACCACACGAUAUGAAUUCGAGCAGCAGAGAUAUCGAUAUGCGGGACUGUCGGAGGAGGAUCUAAAACAGCUGCUUGCCCUAAAAGGAUCCAGUUACAUUGGGCUUCUGGAGAGACACAAUAUACACACCUUUAAUGUUGGACAGAUUGUGGACAGUCUACAGAAACAGGGGAUUGAGGUGCGCAUUGUAAAAAGAGGAGAAUAUGACGAGGACACAGUACGAUGGGCCGAUGCCAUUAUCUCUGCUGGAGGUGAUGGAACCAUGCUACUUGUUGCCAGUAAAGUGUAUGAUAAGAACAAACCUGUAUUGGGGGUCAAUACAGACCCAGAAAGGUCAGAGGGCCACCUGUGUUUACCUGUGCGCUAUACACAAGCCUUUUCUGAGGCCUUACGGAAACUCAGGAAGGGUGAGUUCAGGUGGCAGUGGCGUCAGCGUAUCCGUAUGUACUUGGAGGGCACCGGGAUCAACCCGACUCCAGUGGACCUGCAUGAGCUGCAGCUGAGCCUGGAACAGCACAGCAAAGCACACCGUAUCACCACUGAGACUCAGCGCAGUACGACACACGACAGUUCUGAAAGGCCUCACCUACUCCCUGUCCGAGGGCUCAAUGAGAUCUUCAUCGGGGAAUCUCUGUCCUCCAGGGUGAAGUAUAAAUCCUUCAAACCCCAUCUUACACUCUCGCUUCAUAGGGCUUCAUACUAUGAAAUCUCCAUCGAUGACGGGCCGUGGGAGAAACAGAAGAGCUCAGGGCUCAGCAUUUGCACUGGAACUGGAUCUAAAGCCUGGUCCUACAAUAUUAAUAAGCUUGUGGAGCAGGCAGUGGAGGAUGUCCUUAGAAUAGGAAAAUCAAAAACGGGUUUGGAUGUUCCUCUAAAUCGGGAGUUCAUUGCGAGUGUGACUGAGACAUACAAUGAGUCUCUAAUCUUCGGCCCAGAGGAGGACAAACUUUUCUUCAGUAUAAGGGAGCCUAUUGUCAACAGAGUAUUUUCCAAUAGCCGACAAAGAGGUUUUGCCAAAAAGGUUUGUGUCCGCUCAAGGUGCUGGGAUGCCUGCAUGGUGGUGGAUGGUGGGACGUCCUUCGAGUUUAAUGAUGGUGCCAUUGCUACCAUCAGCUUAAAUGAGGAGGACCUGUUGCGAACUGUCAUUCUUGAUUAAAUCAUUUGAUACAUCAUACUGUUGCUCCAUGAACUAUAUUAAGGACUGAAUGAUUGUCUUUAGACUUUGAGAUGGACAUUGUGUUAUUUAAGCACUGAGUUUUAAUGGAUGAUGUUUGCAGAUGAAAUGUACAUAUCAGGAUUUCACACUUUAAAUUACCCUCUUUGGUUGCACCCCCCAGAAAUGAACAUUCAUAUUUUUCCUAGACACAUCAGCAUUAGAUGUCAAGUGUCACAUCACUAUUGCUUUAUUUAAACAAUAUUCCAGAAAUGCCCAUGUUACUGAAAUGUGAUUGGAACUUUUUGUUGACAAGAUUAUUUAUAAUACAUAUUGAACA